ACAACUAUUUCCACUUCCCUUUUACUAACAUAACAAACACCAAUGAACAACGAAGGGUAGCACCUCAAUACAGACCGCAGCUAUUACAGCGCCUUAGUCACCUUGACAUACCUAACAUUUAAUGAUUAGAGGUUAUCAUAUCAGCACGGCAGUCUAGAGAUAAGAAAACAGCCUGGAUGUACUGUGUUGCUUCACCCGUUCAUUCUUCAACAACAGCAAGAAACAUGAAGUGGUUUGUGCGCCUUGUUGUCCUCCUGUGCUCUCUCUCACUACUGCUUCCCCCGGCUGAGACCUCUUCCGCCCGACGCCCCCCUCCCCCUCCCCCCAGCGCGAAGCCCUCCGGUGCAGGCGCAGAAGGCCCACGGGCGGAUCCGAGCCCGCAGGACUACGCCGGAUGGAAGCUGCUGAGGAUUUUCCCGUCUUCGCUCUCCCUCCUGAAGGCGUUGGUCGCCUCCUUGAGAAAUAACACGGAGGCGGUGGUUGUGCACGUGUCCCAUUCAGAAUUGCUGGCGGACGUGGGUCUUUCGCCAAGGACAACUUUGGAGAGCGUGUUAUCGGGCGGCCUCCCUUCGCCGCUCCCGCCUCUUUGCUCCCUCGACGCCCCUGACCCCGCCCGCGCCACGCCAGGGAGAGAGGGCCGGGUGCGGGCGGAGGAGAAGCUGGAUGAGUGCCAAGGAGAGGAAUCACCUGCAGAAGAGAUGUCACUCACGGCAAGGAGGCGACGGUUUUCCUUGGGCUUUCUGAAGUGGAAAACACUUCCCGGAUUCGUCAAGGAAAAGACUAAGCUGGAUGGCUCAGAGCCGCUUGCGUGGGAUAACUACUAUCGCUAUGACUCCAUUCACCGAUUUGGACUGAACUUAUCUCACAGUCUGCCGCAUGUUGAAUACCUGGACAUCGGGCAGAGCUUCGAGGGAAGACCGCUCUUUGCUCUUUGUUUCGCUUCCAAACCCACAGGCAUGAAAAAGACUUUCAAGAAGAAACUCCUUAAAAUACGCAGGUUAAGAGCUAAGCGAGGUCGGGAUCCAGAGCUCGCGACCUUACACAAGAGGAGAAUGCUAGCAAGAAGAAAGAAAGUUAACAAACCAUACAUCUUCAUCGAAGCAGUGACCUUAGUAGUUUCCUCCCCUCUGCCCCUGCCCCUGCACACAGGCAUCCACGCCCGCGAGUGGAUAGCGCCGGCCGUGGCGACCUUCAUGGCCCAGGAGCUGGCGACCUUCGGCAAGCGGUUCCUGAAGCACGCGACGGUCAUCCUCGCCCCCAUGACCAACCCUGACGGCUACGAAUACACCCACACCGCCGACAGGUACUGGCGCAAGAACAGGCGGACGACUCCCGAGCCCUCGUGCCCUGGCGUCGACCUCAACCGCAACUGGCGCCUCGGUUGGGGCGACCCUGAGGGCUCCAGCGGCGACCCUUGCUCCCCCGAAUAUCGUGGCACCGAGAUCUUCUCCGAGCCCUGAGACCAGGCACUCCGCGACUUGGCACUGGUUUGGAUGGAGAAGAUUACGCUGUUCGUCAGUCUCCAUUGCAGUGGGAGAGUCAUCCUGCAUCCUUGGGGAUUCAUCAGCACGCCAAGCACUAAGCAGAAGCAGCUGGCGAGAAUUGCGAAGGUGAUGUCCAAGUAUCUUCGCCGAAAUAAUCAGACGUUUGAGUUUGGUCAAUCAAGUCACGUGAUGUACACAGCAUCGGGAACUUCCAGUGACUUCAUGCACGGCGCAGGAGUGAAAUACUCAUACACACUCGAACUUCCCGAAGACAGUUUCGAACUCGAGCCAGAGAAGAUCGUACCAAUAUCUAAAGCGGUUUCGAAUGCCCUGAUAUGUACACUCGGUGAAAUCGUAAAGACGGAUAGAAUCAGAUCCUUCUGCAAGACGGAGGAAACUACAGCGAAAUUGAAGGGAAAAAAAAAAUCAACGAAGAGAGAAAGAAGAAGGCAGAAGGAUGAAAACGGGAAUUCUUGAAAUUAAAUUAGUUGACUGAGAAUGAGAUUUCAUGAUGAGCGUUCCUGUAGUUAUGCGUAUCAGCCGCUAUCAGUAAAAUUCAGUGUAUAUUAUGAUUAAAAUACUUCUGACUUAU
Molecule: messenger RNA, 2076 nt
Organism: Penaeus chinensis
Lineage: Eukaryota; Metazoa; Arthropoda; Malacostraca; Decapoda; Penaeidae
Biological process (GO): proteolysis
Molecular function (GO): metallocarboxypeptidase activity; zinc ion binding
Source: RefSeq, a predicted model, not a curated record